AUGGCUGCGGCAAGCACACUCAGUUACUUCACGGCGGCGGGUGUGACCCCGCUGGUUGUCGUCGCCGCAGUCGUUGUAUAUGUCGUAUACUCUUUUGUCCAGUAUGCUCAACUCCGGGCCUUCAAAGGCCCAAAGUGGGCUGCGAUCUCGAAGCUGUGGCUGCUCAAUUGCGUCCAGAGCGGGAAGAUGCAUCACAUUUUCCAUGACAUCAGCACAAAAUACGGGAAAUUUGCUCGAAUUGGGCCGACGACUCUCCUUGUCGCAGACGUGGAGUUUCUUCGCAAAGUGAAUGCUCCCAAGAGCAAGUACCAUCGCUCAGAUUGGUACAAGGGAUCUCGGUUCACUCCAAAUGAGGACACUCUAAUCAGCAUGACCGACGAGGUCGAGCACAAGUCUUUGAGAUCAAGGAUGAUGGCGGGAUACAACCUGAAAAAGGAGAACGAGCGAUGCGAGAGUGCCAUCAAUGGCCAACUCGGCGUCAUGCUUGAUCUCAUUGAGUCAAAGUACCUGUCAGACCCCAGCAGUGGCAAAGUUCGGCCUUUGGACUGGGGAUACCUGGCGAGCUACUUCUCCAUUGACUCAAUCACCGACAUCUCCUUUAGCCAGCCCCUUGGCGAUCUCAAAGAAGACAAGGACAAAUGGAACUUCCUGCACAACACUGAGGACAACCUCAAGCCCAUGUCAUUCUUUACCAUCUACCCUGAGAUUCUCAACAUCAUUCCGACAACACUCAUGGUGAAGUUUCUUGCACCUCAUCCGGAUGACAACAGCCCUUUCGGCAUGGUCAUGGGUUUUGCGCGGAAGUGCGCCCGUGAGCGCUAUGGACCGAACAAAGUCGAGAAGAAUGACAUGCUUGGUGUCUUCGUCCGCCAGGGUAUGACGCAACACGAAGCAGAGCGAACCGGCCUGCUCCAACUUGUUGCUGGCUCGGACACUGUUGCGACUUCGCUGCGAGCGGCCAUUCUCUACAUCGCGAGUGACCCGUCAAUUGUGCGCCGGAUCCGUGCUGAACUUGCCUCUGCUGGCGUCUCCCCAAGCCGUCCCACCUCUGAGAUCAUCAGCUACAGCGAGGCGCGAAAUAUCAAGUAUCUCAUCGCCGUGGUUCGUGAGGUGUUGCGCAUCCACCCCCCUGCUAUCGCAACGAUGGAGAAGCAGUUGGGUAACGAGGACGAUGUCCUUCCCGACGGGCGCGUCAUCCCUGCCAGGACCAUCAUCGCCCUCUCGUUGACGACCAUCCUUCGGGAUCCGGAGGUCUUUGGCCCUGAUGCGGAGCUCUUCCGGCCCGAGCGUUGGCUCGAAGACAUGGACGACGAGAGGAGAAAGAAGAUGGAUAGGGCCCAUGAGCUGAUCUUUGGCUCGGGACGGUUCAUCUGCCUGGGUCGCGAAAUUGCGAUGAUGCACAUUGUCAAGGUGGUUUCGGAGAUCUUUUACCGAUACGAUGUCAACAUCAUGACCCCCGAAAAGCCAUGGCACAGCCUGGCGUUCGGCAUCUUUGUACAGCACGACCAGUGGGUGAAGGUGACCAAGCGAGAUCUUAGCCGCGAGGGGGUUCCGCUGUCUAUUGGGGUGACAGAGAAUGGAAAGGCGAACGGCGGUUUGGUGGAAGAGGCCCCGGUGCAGGUCGCCGUCUCGAGCCAGUAG
Purpureocillium lilacinum is the source of this 1641-nucleotide messenger RNA. RefSeq lists its product as uncharacterized. Gene Ontology annotation, molecular function: monooxygenase activity; oxidoreductase activity, acting on paired donors, with incorporation or reduction of molecular oxygen; heme binding. Lineage: Eukaryota; Fungi; Ascomycota; Sordariomycetes; Hypocreales; Ophiocordycipitaceae. The record is from RefSeq and is a predicted model, not a curated record.